AUGGGUGUGAUGUCUGCAAAUAGAGCAGCCACACUGGACUAUGAGAUCAAUCUGAAGUCUUUCCAAAAAAUCCAAGUCCGGGUAGUGCGUGAGCUGGAGAAAAAGUUCAGUGGGAAGCACGUGGUCUUUAUUGCUCAGAGGAGAAUUCUGCCUGAGCCAACUCGAAAAAGCCGUACAAAAAAUCAGCAAAAGCGUCCCAGAAGCCGCACUUUGACCGCCGUGCACGACGCGAUCCUGGAGGACUUGGUUUUCCCAAGCGAGAUUAUGGGCAAGAGAAUCCCUGUGAAACUGGACAGCAGCCGGCUCAUAAAGGUUCACUUGGAUAAAGCACAGCAGAACAAUGUGGAACACAAGGUGGAAACCUUCUCGGGCGUCUAUAAGAAGCUCACGGGCAAGGAUGUUAACUUUGAGUUCCCAGAGUUUCAGUUGUAGACAAAA
Prionailurus viverrinus (fishing cat) is the source of this 438-nucleotide messenger RNA. Its product is annotated as 40S ribosomal protein S7-like. Gene Ontology annotation, molecular function: structural constituent of ribosome. Gene Ontology annotation, biological process: rRNA processing; ribosomal small subunit biogenesis; translation. The coding region runs from base 1 to 432 and encodes 143 amino acids. The record is from RefSeq and is a predicted model, not a curated record. The transcript has 2 exons. Gene Ontology annotation, cellular component: small-subunit processome; 90S preribosome; ribosome. NCBI's taxonomy places the organism in Eukaryota, Metazoa, Chordata, Mammalia, Carnivora, Felidae.